Molecule: messenger RNA, 2885 nt
Organism: Protopterus annectens (West African lungfish)
Lineage: Eukaryota; Metazoa; Chordata; Ceratodontiformes; Protopteridae
Gene: RETREG1
Product: reticulophagy regulator 1
Exons: 9
Coding region: 372-1817 (481 amino acids)
Biological process (GO): reticulophagy; negative regulation of neuron apoptotic process
Cellular component (GO): endoplasmic reticulum membrane
Source: RefSeq, a predicted model, not a curated record
UCUCGUUGGUGUGUGGUCUAUGUUUCUCUUUGUCUGAACUCACUGCAAAUAAUGUUUUUUUUUUCUCAUCAUUAGGCAUUAUAAACGCGCGCCAACUAUUACAUUUAUUAAUACUACUAAUACCAGUUUUGGACGGCGGCUUUUGGUUUGUUGUUGUACUGUAGUUCCGUCAUUUUUCACUUUCUGCACUGCAGUGACGUCACCCCUCUUCAUCAUUCCAGUCGGAAACGCAGCUCACCUUCAGGGGGUUGUUGGCUGCUGGAGCGGGCGAGUUUAUCCCAACAACAUCAGCGCUGCGUGGGUAGGACUGGAGGCAGGCGGAAGGCUGGCAUCAGCAGCUUUUCAACAGGCAGUGUCUGCUGAGUGAGAACAUGGCGAGCCCUGGCAAGGAGACAGAGCCUGUGCAACAUGCAGGGACUGGCACCAGUGUAGAGGCUUCUUUGGAGUCAAGCGUGAUGCUGAGCGAAGAGAGACAAGCUGGAGUCGGGGCGGAGGAGGAGGAAGAAGUGCAAGGGGAUGCUGUUAGAUUCAGCAACCAGGCCCAGAAUGACAUCUCACUCCUGAACAGAAUCACUGACGUUUUAAGCUGGCAGAGGCCCUUUGUUAGUGCAAGUCUGUUUAUCUGCUCAAAUGCAGCCUUCUGGUUUACAAUUAUGACAUCAUGGAGUGUGUUCUAUCUAAUGUCUUUGGGCUUGCUUUGGAUUAUAGUAAUGCAAAUGAUAAAGGAUUUGAUCUUAUCUAGAAAAAGAGGUGCACAGCUAUGGAGAUAUAUCACUAGACGUUGGGACAUGAUCAGUUCGAAGCCCUACGACAGGCCUGGUCUAAGCCAUGGUGCUGGAGAAUCCUGGCAAAAAUACAGUUUGUUUCUACAGGAGAUGUCACUGUUCAAGCAACAAAAUCCUGGCAAGUUCUGCCUACUUGUAUGUAGCUUGUGUGCAUUUUUUGCAAUUAUUGGAAGGUACAUUCCUGGUGUUGUGCUCUCCUAUUGUAUAUUGUUAUGUGCGUUUAUAUGUCCUUUGUUAAAAUGUAAUGACGUGGGGCAGAAGAUAAGUAACAGAUUGAAGACAUUUCUCCUGAAGCUGGAUUUUGGCUUUAGAGACUACAUUGCAAGAAAAAGAAGAGACAGAUUAGAAAAAGCAGAAAUAAAGCAUUCAGAAGACAACAGUGAAGCUGAUAUAUCGGCACUUUGUCCUAAGAUCAGCCCCAGUGUUGCUGCCAGGGAGAUGUCUGUAUCUGACACAGAGCCAUCAGAGCCUUCUUGGACUGAAAAUGGAACAUUUAAUUUGUCCGAAGGGCAUACACCCCAGACAGACACUUCUGAUGACUUGGAUCGCCCCAGUGACCAAGAAGAGUUAUUUGCUCAAGGCCUUGCAGAAUUCCCUUCUUUAGACAAUGGCAAUGGAACAAAUGAUGACGACUCUAGCAUUGGCAUCCCUACCCCACCAGUUCAGAGUGAUGAGAUGGAAUAUCAAGUAUUUGAUCUUCAGAAAAGGCCAUCUCCUGGUGGGCUAUCCUUACCUCUCACCAGCAGUCAGACCGUCAAUAUAGUCCGCGCUGUGGCUGGAGAUGCUAUCGCUGCUGCAGUAUCGGCUGCACUGAAAGGAAAACUGCAACCCACUCACCAACUUACCAUGCAGCCUGGCCUCUACACAAGUGAAGAAACAGACACAGAAGAAGCUGACGACUUUGAACUGCUUGACCAGUCAGAGCUAGAACAGAGUGAAAGUGAACUGGAAAUUGCCCAAAGUAAAGAAGCUCAGCACAAAGAGAAGGAAAAGGCAUCAGGUUUUCUGUCAAAUUUGCUGGGAAGUGAUUAACCCAGGAUAUGUUUAUAAAGACUGAGGGGGGUGGGGCUUAACAUACAUGAGAACAUUUGCAUAUCACCCUAUUGCUGAAGAGUGUAAUCUUUGUCCUUAUAGUCGGGCAGUAGAUACCUAUAAUUUUACAACUUCAUAGUUUAAUGCCUUGAAGUAAAAGCAUGUCAGCAACAUUUACUGUUUAGUUCAUUGAUGGAUGUUCCAUAUUUAGCUCUUCAGCUGACCACAGACUGAAACUUGCCAACUCAAAAGAUUUUAAAACUUACAUUGUAGAUCAACAAAAUGGUAAAAAAUUUAUGACAAUCAAACUAGCCAUAUCACUUUCACCACUAGUUCCAGUGCAUGAAAAUUCUGAGUCAUAAACUAACAGCCAUAUAGCUUUAAUGAUUAUAAUAUGCAGUUUACCUCUAGCUGGUUAUCAGCAAGUAUUGUGUAAUCAAAACUAAUUUAUUAGCAGUUACCUUUUUUGUAAGAAAAUGUGUUUUGUGAGUUUUUUUUUUUUUUUUGGGAGGGGGACGGGUAGGUAUGUUCUGUAAGCAGUCAAAUCUCUAACUGCUUUUGGAACCUUAAUGUCUUGAUGUGAAAAUCUCAUAUGGCACACAUGCUGGAUAAGUAAUUUUAUAGAAAAGUGUUUCUUUUAUUACUUUUAUUUUACCACUGUGUUAGUCUGAACUUUACAGGUAUCUCCAAGACAAAAAAAUUGCAAGUGAUUAUGGACUUUUAGUGUAAUAGUAAUAUUCAAGACAUGUAGUUUAAUAUUUUUACAUUAUAGCUCAGUGCAUUUUUAACAAAACCAUGUGCACAUUUUUUUUAAUUAUGUCUCUGUAGCUGUGUUAUUCUUGUCUUCACUCAUGUUUGGUAAAUGCACUUUAAUGCUAUGUUUGGAACCUCAAAUUUCUGCUUUUGUCAAUCUUCUUGCCAUGCUCUUAGACAUUUGUUAAUAUGAGGACGUUAUCAUAUGUGUUGCACUUAACUGGCCUUUUUUUUUGUAGGUGCCAAAAUGUUUGUUGCUUUGCAGUCUUUCUUAAAGCACCUUAGAAAAUAAAUGUGCCACUGUUAAUCUACAAA